Messenger RNA from Engraulis encrasicolus (European anchovy), 2426 nucleotides. RefSeq names its product solute carrier family 7 member 10a (gene slc7a10a). Lineage: Eukaryota; Metazoa; Chordata; Actinopteri; Clupeiformes; Engraulidae. The record is from RefSeq and is a predicted model, not a curated record. Gene Ontology annotation, biological process: amino acid transmembrane transport; D-alanine transmembrane transport; D-serine transmembrane transport. The transcript has 11 exons. Bases 57 to 1613 code for a protein of 518 amino acids. Gene Ontology annotation, cellular component: membrane. Gene Ontology annotation, molecular function: neutral L-amino acid transmembrane transporter activity; L-amino acid transmembrane transporter activity.
CAAAGUCACUUUCUCUCGUGAAGUGAAGUGAGGAGUGUGAGUGUGAGAGCGCGAAGAUGGACGGAACCGAGAGCCACCGGCGAGGGGUCGCGAGCCAGGAGCCGGGAGUCGAGGACCGGAUGCUCGCGAGUUCAGACGAGAAGGGAAAUAAAGGAGGAGAUGACAGGGUGACACUGAAGAAGGAAAUAGGACUGAUGAGCGCCUGCGCCAUUAUCAUAGGUAACAUCAUUGGUUCGGGUAUCUUCAUCUCCCCUAAGGGCGUGUUGGAGCAUGCGGGCAGCGUGGGCUUCUCCCUGAUCGUCUGGGUGUGCGGGGGCGGUAUAUGCGCCCUGGGGUCCCUAUGCUACGCAGAGCUGGGGGUCACCAUCCCCAAAUCUGGAGGAGACUACUCGUACGUCACCGAGAUCUUCGGAGGACUCACCGGGUUCCUGCUGCUGUGGAGUGCGGUGCUCAUCAUGUAUCCCACUACUCUGGCUGUGAUCGCUCUCACCUUCUCCAACUACGUCCUCCAGCCGGCCUUCCCCAACUGCCUGCCUCCCUACGUAGCCACACGCCUGCUGUCAGCCACCUGCGUAUUGCUGCUGACGUGGGUUAACUGUUCGAGUGUGCGCUGGGCCACGAGGAUCCAGGACUUCUUCACCGUGGGCAAACUACUGGCACUGUGUCUGAUCAUCAUAGUGGGCAUGGUGCAGAUAGGACGCGGUUACUAUGAUGCGUUGCGUCCGUCGGCUGCGUUUGAGUUCAUUAGGGAGCCCUCUGCUGGCCAGAUUGCGCUAGCGUUCCUACAGGCCUCAUUCGCAUUCAGCGGCUGGAACUUCCUCAACUACGUCACUGAGGAGGUGGUGGAACCACGCAAGAAUCUGCCGCGUGCGAUCUACAUCUCCAUCCCGCUGGUGACUCUGGUCUACACGCUGACCAACAUCGCCUACUUCUCCUCCAUGACACCAGAGGAGCUGCUGGAGUCUAAUGCUGUGGCAGUGACGUUUGGUGAGAAGCUGCUGGGCAUGUUUUCCUGGGUGAUGCCGAUCUCUGUGGCCCUCUCCACAUUUGGAGGCAUCAACGGAUACCUGUUCACAUCCUCCAGGCUGUGCUUCUCGGGUGCUAGAGAGGGCCACCUGCCGUACCUGCUGGCCAUGAUCCACCUGAAGAACUGCACACCCAUACCUGCCCUGCUCGUCUGCUGUAGUGCCACCAUCCUGAUCCUGUGUAUCGGUGAGACUCACGACCUGAUCAACUACGUCUCUUUCAUCAACUAUCUGAGUUACGGCGUCACCAUCGCAGGAUUACUCUACUACCGAUACAAGAAACCCAAACUACUACGACCUAUUAAGGUUAACCUGCUGGUCCCGUGUGCGUACCUGCUGUUCUGGGCCGUGCUGCUGGUCUUCGCUCUCUGGUCGGAGCCCGUGGUGUGUGGCAUGGGGCUGGUCAUCAUGCUGACCGGGGUCCCCAUAUACUUUGUAGGAGUCUACUGGCAGAACAAACCACAAUGGAUACACUCUAUAGUGGAGGUGAUUACGUUUGCUGGUCAGCGUUUGUGUUACGUGGUGUUUCCUCAAGAGGAUCCGGAUAGCACCGCCCCCGUGGAGAUGGAGGAGAAAUCUGAACUGUGAUUGGAGGACAGAGCUGUGACAUCAGAGGCAUCAGAGUUCUGAUUGGACAAUAGAGGGCAGAUCUGGGCUCUGAUUGGCCAAGACUGACCCCGCCCGUUUUGUCUCACCCCUUCCCCUGAGCUGAACUGCUCCAACCUUUUUGACACACACACACACACACACACACACACACACACACACACACACACACACACACACACACACACACACACACACACACACACACACACACACACUCGGAGGAUACAAAUUAUGCACAAACACACACUGCUCAAAUACAGUAUAUAAACACACAAACAAACUAAUGCUGCUCAAACAAACACACACACAAACACACACACACACACACACACACACACACACACACACACACACACACACACACACACACACACACACACACACACACACACCCACAGUGGGAGGCCUGCUCUGCUCUCUACAGGGACAGACAGCUCCCUCCUCCUUGUUCUCUCUCUUCAUCCUUCUAUCUGUUCUCUGCACUCAUCCCUCUCUCUCUGCUUUACUAUUCGGGACUCUUCUCCUCUUCUCAUCCCUCUCUCUCUGCUUUACUAUUCGGGACUCUCCCCCUCCUCCUCUUCUUCUCCUCCCCCUCUUCUUCUUCUCACCCCUCUCUCUGCUUUUAUGCUCGGGACUCUCCUCCCCCUCCUCCUCUCCCCCUCCCCCUCUUCUUCUCCUCCUCCUCUUCUUCUCCUCCCCCUCUUCUUCUCAUCCCCCCUUCCCAUUUCUGUCUAUGCAAUUACUCUGUCCAUCCCUCCCCUCUCUCCUCAUCCCUCUCUCCUCAUCCCCCUC